Messenger RNA from Hemibagrus wyckioides, 5115 nucleotides. RefSeq names its product integrin, alpha V (gene itgav). The coding region runs from base 313 to 3447 and encodes 1044 amino acids. The record is from RefSeq and is a predicted model, not a curated record. Gene Ontology annotation, molecular function: integrin binding. Gene Ontology annotation, cellular component: external side of plasma membrane; integrin complex. NCBI's taxonomy places the organism in Eukaryota, Metazoa, Chordata, Actinopteri, Siluriformes, Bagridae. Gene Ontology annotation, biological process: cell-cell adhesion; angiogenesis; integrin-mediated signaling pathway. The transcript has 30 exons.
GUCGGGACGUCUUUUCCACAACCGCUUCGCUCGUACAUCAACAGCAUCGGAGCGGAGCCUCGUCCUCUGCUGAGACAACUUUACUUUAAAGCGUUAUAAAGCUUCAAUUCGCCCCGGAGAAGGGGUUAUAACGGCUUUAUAUCACCACGGGGGAACUUUAGUAACGCGAUAAGAGCUGAAGACGCGCUGGUUUCUGAAUAAUGACGCAGAACAUGGAUGUGUGUGUUCAGUAAACUGAGUUAGAGCUGGACUUACUCUACAGGACUGAGAGACAGACAGAGAGACAGACAGACAGACAGACAGACAGCUGCGAUGGGGAAACAUCUGGAUUAUUAUCUUUAUUUCAUUUUAACUCUAUUCUCCGUGUGUCCUGUAACUCCCUUUAACCUGGACAUCGAUAAUCCGUCGGUUUUUUCCGGACCUCAGGGCAGUUACUUCGGCUUCUCUGUGGAUUUCUUCAGUCCCUCUGAUAAACUGCAGAACAUCCUGGUGGGCGCUCCUAAGGCCAACACCUCCUCCUCAUCCUCGGUGACGGAGCGAGGAGCCGUGUACGGGUGUCCGUGGCAGUCGGGAGGGACGUGUAAGCAGAUAGACUUCGAUAACAGCGACAACCGUGUGGAGAACGGUCAGCAGAUGGAGUUUAAGUCCAGUCAGUGGUUCGGAGCUACAGUUCGCUCAGACGGGGAACACAUCCUGGCGUGUGCACCUCUGUACCAGUGGAGUACGUACGGCUUUAAGGAACGUGAACCUGUCGGGACAUGUUAUCUGAAGAAAGGCUCCACAGUGGUGGAAUAUUCUCCCUGUCGCUCUGGUUCAGCCACGCCUGAAGGACAGGGGUUUUGCCAGGCCGGCUUCAGCGCUGAUAUAGUGAAGAGUAAGCGUGUGGUGGUCGGAGGUCCGGGCAGUUUUUACUGGCAGGGGCAGUUGAUCUCAGAUGAUAUCUCGGAGGUUCUGAGCAGAAUCACUAAAGAGUUGACCAUCAAGUACAGCAACCAGAUGGCCACCAGAUCGGCCAGUGCCCAGUAUGAUGACAGCUACCUGGGUUACUCAGUGGCAGUUGGAGAUUUUAAUAAUGAUGGAGUGGACGAUUACGUCACCGGCGUUCCACGAGGAGAGAAAGCUCUGGGCUACGUCAACAUCUUCAACGGCAAGAACAUGGCCUCCACUGUAAACUUCACUGGACUGCAGAUGGCGGCGUAUUUCGGGAACGCAGUCGCUGCUACAGACAUCAACAACGACGGGAAGAUGGACCUGCUGGUUGGAGCUCCUCUGUUUAUGGAGCGUGGUUCUGAUGGGAAGCUGCGUGAGGUGGGGCAGGUGUACAUUUACCUGUCGAACGGCGGCUUCACCUUCCAGCCUCCUCUCAAGCUGACCGGCUCUGAGAUCUACUCUCGCUUCGGUAGCUCCGUCACCAGCCUGGGAGACCUGGACCGGGACGGCUUCAAUGAUGUGGCGGUGUCUGCUCCGUAUGGCGGUUCCUCUCGGCAGGGUUUGGUGUACAUCUAUAACGGGCGAGCGGGUGGGCUGGACUCUCAGCCCUCUCAGGUCCUGGAGGGAAAAUGGGCAUCGACCUCACCGCCUCCCAGCUUCGGAUAUGCCAUGCACGGGGCCAUGGACAUCGACCAGAACGGCUACCCAGAUCUGGUGGUGGGUGUGUUUGGAGCUGACAAAGCUGUUCUUUACAGGGCUCGGCCGGUGAUCAGUGUGAACUCCACCCUGGAUAUAACUCCACAGAUCCUGAGUCUAGAGGAUAAAAGCUGCACUCUACCUGGAAGCAGCACCAUGGUGUCGUGUUUCAUGGUGAAAUAUUGUCUGAAGGCCAGCGGAAAAGGAGCACCAUCUAAUCUAAAGUUCCAGGUGGACCUGACUCUGGACCGUCUGAAGCAGAAGGGAGCCAUCAAGCGUGUGUUGUUUCUACACAACCGUCUGCCUCAGUACACCAAGUUCAUGAGUGUCACUAACGGAGGACCGGCAUCCUGUGAGGAGCUGCAGGCUUAUCUCAUAGAUGAAUCAGAGUUCAGGGAUAAAAUCACUCCCAUCUCCAUCUUCAUGGAGUUCAGUCUGGAUUACGCCAGUGCAGCAGAUAAAACGGGUCUGCAGCCCAUCCUGGACCAGUCCAACCCAGCUAACGUCACCAAACAGGCCCACAUACUGUUAGACUGUGGUGAGGAUAAUAUAUGUAAACCAGAUCUGAGACUGGCUGUUAUCAGUGAUCAGACACAGAUCUAUAUUGGAGAUGAUAAUCCUCUGACUCUGGAGGUGACAGCGGAGAACCGUGGUGAGGGAGCGUACGAGGCCGAGCUCAGCAUCAUCAUCCCACCUCAGGCUGACUUCAUAGGUGUGGUGAGAAACAGUAAGACAUUGUCUCGGCUCUCCUGUGCAUAUAAAAGAGAAAAUCAGACCAGAGUGGUGUGUGAUCUGGGAAACCCCAUGAAAGGAGGAACUAAGAUCAUGGCUGGUCUGCGCUUCAGUGUUCAUCAGAUGUCAGAGCAAGACACAUCAGUGAAGUUUGACCUACAGAUUCUCAGCUCUAAUCAGUAUAACAGCAGCAGUAACCUGGUUACCGUGGUAACAAAGUUGGCCGUGCUCGCUAAAGUGGAGAUCCGAGGUGCCUCUGCCCCAGAGCAGGUGUUUCUGCCCAUCGCUAAUUGGCAGCCCAAAGAGAACCCUGUGGUGGAGGACGACAUUGGACCACUAGUGCAGCACAUCUAUGAGUUGAGGAACAAAGGUCCGAGUGCGUUCUCGAAGGCCAUGCUGGACGUGGAGUGGCCAUAUCGCUACAACAAUGGCUCUCUGCUCUACAUCACCAAGUACAAGGUGGACGGAGCCAUGAACUGCAGCACUGACGUGGAGAUCAACCCCCUCAACGUCACGAACCCCAUGUACUGGAAUAAGAACACGAGCGUUCCCGGGGGAGGAGACCGGCCCGAGGGGCGUACACGGAGCCACGUACACCGGAGAGACCUGCAGGAGCAGAGGGCUGAGGAUGACAUGCUCACACUGGACUGUGAGAAAGCUCAGUGCCUGAGGAUUAAGUGUCAGGUUGGACGUUUGGAGCGAGGUCAGAGUGCAAUCCUCUUCAUCUACUCCAGACUGGCCGUGUCCACCUUCCUGCAGGCUGAUGUUCAGAACCACUCAUACGUGGUGAAGUCGUCAGCUGCGUUCAGCGUGAUUGAGAUGCCGUAUAAAAACCUGGAGUUUGAGUUGCCAGUAAACAGCACAUCAGCGAGUCUCAGCGUGGUGUGGGUGAACUCUGAGCUGACCCAGCCUGCCCCUAUCUGGGUGGUGGUGGUAGCCGUGUUAGCAGGACUGCUGCUGCUCGCCCUGCUAAUCUUCAUCAUGUACAAGCUGGGCUUCUUUAAGCGAGUACGCCCCCCACAGGAGGACGGGACAGAGAAGGAGCAGCUCCAGCCUCAGGAGAACGGAGACAAGAGCACUGAGACCUGAUACACACACACAGACUGAGUUCUGUGUGUGGGUGUGUGUGUGUGUGUGUGUGUGUGGGUGUGGGUGUGUGUGUGUGUGUGUGUGUUACUGGCUCGUUUCCUUCUUCUACUGCACUGACAUUAACACAUGCUGAUUUUGAGAGAUUGAGAUUGAUCAUGAGUCAUAUAUAUAAUGAGAAUGAAAAUGGAGUAGAGAAUUAAAGAGAAAUACAGAACAUUAACACGUAAAGCUAAACAUCUGCUGCUGCAGUGAUCUGUCUUUCUGUUGGGAUUUUAAUCUACUGUUAUUGCUUUCUUUUCUUUCUGUCCUUUGUGUUCCUGAUAAUCACUAGCGUUAUUACGGUAUUAAAUCACAGGGAGGAAGAGGAAGUAGUUCAGCAUCCAGCUAGUGAUGGUGAGUAAAGUGUCCAGUUCAGGAUGAACCACAGCGUAACAGUUUAAGACGUUAUCACGGUUAUUCCAGUGUAAAGUUUCUCUAGUGACCGCGUCCAUCCUGUUAGAUUAUAACCAACCUGGUCAGGUUUCCUGGAGGUCUUGUUUCUGAAAUGUUUACGGACCGUAACGUACAGGAAGCCACAGAAAGACGGUACAGACCUCCAGUGUUUCUCAAACGGUUGUCACGGUAACCGUUCGCAUGUAACAUGAACAUACUGGUGAGUGGCUAACGAGCGGCAUCGUUCAUUAAAGUUUUGGGAAUCUUAAAACUCUAAGGAUGUUGAGAGGAAUGUUAAGACUCGUGAAGAAGGACAAAGAAUUAAAGUGCAAUAUCUUCAAAAUGCCUGAGGAACAAAUAAACUCUGCAGCAGGAAAUCAGGAUGUUAAGGAUUUAGAGGUCUGCCCUGACCGUGCUCCCUGUGUAGGCACCCUACUCCACAGCAGGGUUUAGUCAACAUUUCUAUAACUGUUACAGAUUUUUAAACCAGCUUUAUUUUCUUUAACAUUUCAAUAAAUUUCCUGAAAAAUACACAGAUAUUGUCGGUCCUCCUGUGAAGAGUAUUAAACAAACAGAAUUAAAUAUUUUAAACUUUAAAACUCAUUAUACCUUACAGACACCCCACCCUGGUGCAUUAUGGGUACCCUGACCCCUGCAGUGGUAAUGGUUUCCCGUUUCCUCUCUGUCUGUAUUGCACCCGUGUGUAAACUGGUACAAAUCUAUUUUAUGUAAAAAUACGUUAGAGUUAAUUAUAUUUUCUGAAAACAGAUUUUUCUUACUCUAACAAAUUCGUUUAAACGCUCUGUCCAGCAUUAGUGAGAAUCUGCUGAAUGUCUGCUGAGUGACCUCGGUGUAGCAGUCCAGUUAAUGACCACUGUGUUUACUUCACCCUCCUGGACACGACUCUCCCGUGUUGGAGGUCAGACUCGCGGUUAAAGCUGUUCAUGAUCUUGACCUGAUGAAUUUAACCAUAUUGGGUCGCAUUUACGCUCCCAAUAGUUCAAUCUCCUCCUCCUCCUCCUCCUCCUCAUCCUUCAUCUCCUCUUCCUCCUCGAGUCUGUCAGGAUGUAUUUUCUCUCUAAGGUAACGUCAGUACAUGUAACUCUGCUCCUUCAUGUCCUUCACACAUCACUGAGGAGUUCAGCAGGUUUUUGUUUGUUUUUUCAGAGCGAGGUUUGGGUGAUUUUGUAACGCUUCCUUCAGUCUAAAGAGAAUAAAUAAAGGAUUAAAGUUGGA